AUUUAUUUUAUUUUUUCCCACUUGACACUUGACAGUUGACUUUUUGCAUCUUUAUCUCUGAUUCUCUAUACAUUGGAACUGUGUCUUUCCAACUCUAUUCCCAACUUGCUCGAAGAAAACUCUCAAACUCUCGUCUUUGUAGUUGUCAUCUGAUCGGCGAAUCGAUGGUAGAAGCCGCAGCGAUCAUCACGGGUUUCAAAUGGUUGGCUCCGGUCGCGACCGACCUCCUCAAGAAGGGCUACUCCUUCAUCGGCAUGGAUGUGGAUGAAAAGCUGCAGGAUCUGCAGAACAUCAUCAUCCCCCAAAUAGAGAUGCUGAUCAAUGCCGCUGAAAAAAGCCCGGAUAAAGACCGCCUCCGUGGUUGGCUGCGGAGCCUGGAGGAAGCAGUUUACGAAGCAGAGGACUUGCUGGACCUGCACGACUAUUACCUGCUUGAACAAAAAGUGAAGAGUAGCGCAGGAGGAAUUACGGUACGUCUUGAAUCUCUUCCUCCAAUCAAGUACUUAUCGAAAAAAUUUAGUAUAAAUCUGAAAAAGAGCUUGGUGAAGUUGGAGAAGACUGCUGUGAAAUCGAGGGAAUUCCGACCAUUCUUGCCUGGAGGGAGUAGUAAUAUAAGGGGAUCUGAAACCGCCACUGAAUCAGGUCAGAGGGUCACCACCUCGCUGCUUGUGCACAAAGUGUUCGGCCGAGACAAGCUGCGUGAUCAUAUCGUUAACCUCCUGCAUGAGAUGGCAGGGCUCGAACCCGAGUCUGGCUUUGUUAAAUGCUAUUCUAUAGUAGCCAUCAUUGGUCUAGGGGGAGCCGGGAAGACUACUCUUGCACAGUAUGUUUGUGAUUAUGAAAGAGUAGCAGAAGCCAAGCAUUUUGAUGUCAUCAUGUGGGUUCAUGUAUCUGAAAGAUUGGAUGUCGAAAAGUUGACAAGAAAAAUGGUGGAGUCAGCAUCCAAAGAGGAAUGCCCUAAUUUAACUAAUCUCGAUAUUCUUCAAAGGAAAUUGGAAAAUUCCCUCAAAUCAAAAAAGUUUUUACUUGUAUUAGACGAUAUUUGUAGCGAGAAAGAGGUGACUGAGGUGCAGUGGGAGCAACUGCUCGCCCCUUUAAGCGUGGGUAAUAAAGGAAGUAAGAUCUUAGUGACGACCCGUAGGAAGGGAGUAGCGGAGGCCUUAGGUGCUAGAAACAUUUUACAUAUAGAGGAACUAGAACAAAGCGACUUCUUGUCCUUGUUCAUGUAUUAUGCCUUUGGAGAUGCGAAAAUUGAUGAUAACGAGCUAUGCAUGAAAUUGGAAGGGAUAGUGAAGGAGAACGCACCGAAACUGCAUGGCUCUCCCUUAGCGGCGAGAAUGGUUGGCAGUCAGCUACGCAAAAGGCUGAAUGUGGAUUUUUGGAAGAGAAUUUUAAGUGGAGACCUAUUGAAAGACACUAUGAAGUCUCUUCUUUGGAGCUAUCAGAACCUAGAUGCACCAUUACAAAGAUGCUUCUCAUACUGCAGUCUAUUUCUCAAGGGUCAUGAAAUCGAGCGGAAGAACCUAAUUCACCUGUGGAUUGCAGAGGGCUUCAUUAAGACUACAGAUGAGGGCAAGAGAAUCGAAGAUGUAGGCCAGGAAUAUUUUGAUGAUUUGCUAUCCAGCUCUUUCUUUCAACCAGCAAAAUUCGGUAGUCUUUACACUAUACAUGAUCUAUUGCAUGAUCUAGCAGAGAUGGUUUCUAAAGAUCGUUAUCUUAGAGUUGAAGGAAAUCCGGCAAAGGCAUUACCUCAAGGGAUUCGUCAUCUUUCCUUCCGCAUCGAUAGAUUGAGUGAUCUUGUUGAGAAGAUAUGCAGUUUAAAAAAUCUCCGUACGUUGAUAGUCGUUACGAGGAAUGAUGAUGAUUACAUUGAUGAUCUUCUCCACAUCAUAUUUAUCAAACUAAAAAAGCUAAGGGUGGUGGAUCUUAGGGGAUGCACAUUAAAAAAACUACCAGAAUCAAUCGGGGGGUUGAAGCAUCUGCGGUACCUUGAUCUUUAUAAGUCAUCAUUUGAUAUUUUGCCAAAAUCAAUUUAUACACUCUACCAUUUAGAGUUUCUGCGUUUGUACGCAUGUACAUUAGCGGCAAAAAGACUAGCCAACUGGAUUAAUUUGCAGCAUUUACAUAUCUCUUGGAUGACCUUGAAUGUAGCUGGGAUUGGCAGCCUGAAACAACUGAGGAACCUAAGAAAGUUUCAGGGGUCUUCAAUACAUAUUAAUGGUCUUGAGAAUGUUAAAGAAAUGGGGGAGGCCCCUGUGGACAUAAAGGGUAUUGCGGAACUGUGUUUAGAAUGGAGUACCACCGUUAACAUUAGCAAAUCGUCAAACAUGGAUGCACGAGUACUUGAGGGUCUUCGUCCGCCUCCCCAUCUUUGGUUUCUUAGAAUCGUGGGCUAUCAGGGUUGCCUAUUGCCAAGUUGGUUGGUAGGAGACCGACACCUCUCACACAAUCUUAUAUCUCUUCAGCUUAUUCUAUGCCGGCAGCUAAAGCAACUCCCGAUCCUUUCCCCAACCCUGAAAAUACUCGUGCUUUCUUCUUGCUCCUCCCUUCCGAUUGUCUCCAAAGAGGAUUUGGCAAUUAUUAGGUCCACACAAGACGUAAGAAUUUCCCAAGUAGUGACUUUUAUGGAGGGGUUGGUUGCUAUAUACGGAUCCUGUAUUGUGUUGGAAACAGAGUGGGAUUUACGGCGUGGAUAUGAUUCACAGAGCUUGCGCAAUUGGCUAAAAAAGACCACUGACAUUGUCUACCAAAACCUGCAGGAGGCGGAGGUGCGGCUGGUCCUGCCCUCUUCUCUUGAAAGGCUUGUUAUCAGCUCAUGUCCACUCACCGACAGCACAUUGCGGGAAGGUUUGCAAGGUCUUACUUCUCUAGGGUCCCUCGAUAUCUGUAAUAUUGUUUCUCUUACGUCAUUUCCCUCGGCGGAUGUGUUGGGACGUCUGACGAUGCUCAAAAAGCUAUACAUCAAGCAAUGCUGGUUCCUAACUUCGCUAGAGGGUUUGCAAGCCCUCGUCUCAUUGCCAAAUCUCGUCAUCUCCUUUUGCCCCAGCCUAUCCGCAGAAGGUGGCAACACCUCUAUCCUGCCCUCAUCUCUACAGCGGCUCGAAAUCGAGGCAUGUCAUUGGAAGCAUUUGGAUGAUUCGCAGCCUUAUCUGACUUCCUCAAUCAAUUCACAGAGCUCAGACAUUCCAUUCGCGGCAUCCCUUCAACUGGGUCAUCUGAAAUCACUCACGGAACUGCACAUCACCAACUGUCCAAAUAUUGGUUCCUUGCUUGGUUUACAAGAGUUGAAUGACCUUGCAGAUCUCACUUUGAUGGGAUGCCCGAAACUGGCCCACGAAGAAACCAAGUUAGGGAGUCUUAUAAAAAAUUUCCGCACUGAUGCUCCCUCGCUGCUCUAUAUGCUGCUCGCAGAAGAAGCCCUUGCCUCUCUCCGGUGCUUGUAUAUUCACAAGUACAAUAAAGAAUCAUUCAGGUCAGAGGAAGAGCAAGUGUUUCAGCACCUCACCUCGCUCACAUCCCUAGUCUUCGAGAGUUGCAGCAUCAAGUCCUUGCCUAACAACUUGGAAGGCCUGUCUUUCUUUGAACAACUGAGUAUUUUCGACUGCCCAAAUAUCAGGUCAUUGCCUGAUCUGCCGAGAUCACUUUUACAGCUGGACUUGCCACAUUGCAAUCCGGUGUUGAAGAGGCGAUGCCAAAAGCCUCGUGGCCAAGAUUGGCGCAAAAUUGCGCACAUCCGUACGAUAUCACUUGACUGACUCAUCUGCUAGCAUAGACUUGCUUUGCCAAAAAAUGCGGAGGUUGCUUCCCUUGGCUUGUGGGUCAGUGAAACAAAAAAUAAAACCACAGGAUCGUAGAGUGGCAAAGUGGAAAAGUGCUAAACAACAUGGAUAGUUGAGUGCAAUUUUUUGAAUCACAUGGGGGGCAAAGUGAAAUGCGCUAAACCACGUGUCCGUUUCAGGAAAGCUGGUGUUGUACGCAGUGGUUAUCAAUCAUGUUUCAUUAGCUGAUUUGUUUGCUUGUGCUCAGAGAAUAAGAUUCCGGUGUGGUGAGAGUGUCCAGGACUGUUAGUUUACUAUACUUCAGCAUCAAGUCAUCAACUAUCAAGUAUGAAAUCAAAAUGGCCUGCAAAUUGAUCAGAAGAUCCUUUCAGUUGGCUAUGAUCUGCGACUUGGAAUAAAAGAGAGAAUCAUGUAUCUGCUUCUAAGUUAUACAAAUCUCAACAGCUGUUUGUGUUUGAUUUAUUUAUAAUCUGAUUCCACUCUGCUACAGGAGAUCGCAAAAAGCAUAAUGAUGGCUCCAUCAACUGCACUAGAAAAACAGCUGCAAGAAUGCCAUCAGUUUGUGUUAUUUAUUGGGUAUUGUUCAUUGACAGCGUCUGUAUCUGUGUAUUUGUAAUGUGAUGAUAUUUAUCUUCUAUAUAUAAUUGAACUGCGAUUUGGAUA
Messenger RNA from Ananas comosus (pineapple), 4442 nucleotides. RefSeq names its product putative disease resistance protein RGA4. Lineage: Eukaryota; Viridiplantae; Streptophyta; Magnoliopsida; Poales; Bromeliaceae. The record is from RefSeq and is a predicted model, not a curated record. The transcript has 3 exons. Gene Ontology annotation, molecular function: ADP binding. The coding region runs from base 165 to 3755 and encodes 1196 amino acids. Gene Ontology annotation, biological process: defense response to other organism.